GCGAAAGGUUACACCUAUAGGUUCUAUAUUGUAGGUCAAUCCUAUUCCACUAGUACCAAUAGGCAGCAUAGGGGAAGAAGCACUACACCAAGGAAUCAACAAUACGAAAACUUUGUUAUAUAUUUCCUUUUCCUUAUUGGUAUCGGGACUAACAAGAAUGGUUGGGACAACAAACAUCCAUCUCGUUCGUACUUUGGAUACCCGUAUAACCAUCAAAGAUCGUUGAAGUGACUAAUUCCUGAAAAUAGGAGGCGUUGAGGACAAAGAAAUUGUUGGAGUUACCAUUUCCAUCUAGCACUAAUAUGAUUGAUUGGUGUUAAAAAAACCUCUUGCGGGAAGGCUGGCUAGAGAUUUCUUGUAAAAAUACCAGCUCCUGUCAGUUCAUAAUGAUAAUAGUUAAAUUUGGAUUCCAUGGAUUAUUCCCCUUAGUACUAUGCACAGAAGGGAGGAGCCGUAUGAGAUGAAAAUCUCACGUACGGUUCUGGAACGGAGAUUCUUUGAAUAGAAUGAACGACCGUAACGGAUGU
This is a messenger RNA of Phoenix dactylifera (date palm), 527 nucleotides long. NCBI's taxonomy places the organism in Eukaryota, Viridiplantae, Streptophyta, Magnoliopsida, Arecales, Arecaceae. The record is from RefSeq and is a predicted model, not a curated record.